Molecule: messenger RNA, 516 nt
Organism: Symbiodinium sp. CCMP2592
Lineage: Eukaryota; Dinophyceae; Suessiales; Symbiodiniaceae
Source: the annotation of a GenBank genome assembly
AUGGCGUCGAAGAAUGCGCUCAGUUUCGGCAAGUUUCAGUUCGAGAUCGGUGCGCGAACGAACGGGCGGCAUAUCCUUCGCUUCGACUUCCUCGUGUUGGAUGAGAAAAGCGAGGUCGUGCAGGAGUUUUCCACAGACGUCCCGAUGGAGGAGUCCACACGAUUGAGGAAGGAGAAGGACAAGACCGUGCAGGGGAGUUUCGAAGGCCUCCUGCCCGGGGAGCUCUACUCUAUGAAAGCCCGCGUUAUCAACGCAGUCGGGCCCUCCCAGUGGUCCCCAGAUGGAGCUCUAGUGCGCAUGCCCGCAGAUGUGCCCAAUGAGCCAGCGCCUCUGAGUUCGGAGCUGACAUCCUUGGAGUUCAUCGAAGUGAAAUGGAAGCCACCGAUUGAGAACGGCGCAGAGAUUGAGAAGUACGAGCUGAGGCUGGCAUUGCGACCAGAUGCCAUCGAGGAGGAAUGGAUUCUCAUCGACCCGGAAGACCUCAAGAGCAACACCAAGGUCUUCGCCAAUCCCUGA